This is a messenger RNA of Scylla paramamosain (green mud crab), 5387 nucleotides long. Its product is annotated as protein gooseberry-neuro-like. The record is from RefSeq and is a predicted model, not a curated record. Lineage: Eukaryota; Metazoa; Arthropoda; Malacostraca; Decapoda; Portunidae. The coding region runs from base 2734 to 4344 and encodes 536 amino acids. Gene Ontology annotation, molecular function: DNA-binding transcription factor activity, RNA polymerase II-specific; RNA polymerase II cis-regulatory region sequence-specific DNA binding. Gene Ontology annotation, biological process: anatomical structure development; regulation of transcription by RNA polymerase II. The transcript has 8 exons.
GCGGUGUUUGGGUUGCGGAAACUGAAAAGAGAAAAAACAGUUGGUCAGCGAGUGGCCAGAUAACGCCUUGCUGACAGUCAGAAGCACCUCGCGUCUGUCAGUGACGUUCUUUCGUGUUAUUUUGAUCUUGUCAGGUGCUCAAAGCCUCGUGAGUGACCGAAACUCAGCGCGUCAUGCCGGUGUGUUGUGUGGCGUCCCAGAGUUGUUCAUCUCUUAACUGAUCGGCAUUGUGUUGUAUUCGAUUCGUUAUGUCUCUUCGGUGUGCUCCAUAGCCUUAGUGUCAACAAUUUUGUGAUAGGAGAUGUACUGUAUUAAUGUUCUUUACUAUAUCUACAACAUAAUGUUGCCAUUAUGAGGUGAGCGGCAUUGACCCAGCCGCUGCGAGACAGGGCUGCGUGGUCAGUGGGCGAGGGUCUGUCGGCCAGGGUACAGUUGCUGCACACUGAGUCGCGGCGAGGCGGGCCACGAGGCAGCUCUGCACAGCCCGCCGGUCCACCGCUUCACCUCAUUAUGUCGACUCUGAUCGGGAAUCAUAGGAGUUCUGGCUUUCUUUGGGUCGGGCAGGGUAUGUCGGGUCCACGAGGAUAAACUGGAUAUGGGCGGGUGUGCCGGGUCGAGGGAGAGGUGGCGGGCUGGCAUUGUUAGCGCGGGGAGGCGAGGGUUGGGGCGGCCCCCUGCCCGCCCGUCACGCCCAUUACCGGGUCACCUGCCCACCCCGGGAGGGCGGGACGUGGGUGGUCCUCGUCACCUCGACACAACUUGUACCGAUGAAGAUUUCCAGCUGUCGAUCUUCAUUUGAAUAAAGCGGGUGUGGGGGGGAGGGGGCGAGGACGUCCCCCACGCGCCGACCCGCUCGCCGCUCCGCCCCCGGCUGCCCCGCCCCCACAUGCCCCGCUCCGCCGCCUGCACUGGACUCUGCGCCCUACGAAGGGGCUUGUCAAGGACCAAAUUGGCAUGUCGAAUCUGAUGCCCUGGUGCCCCCAGUGCCUGGGUCCAGGUGGCCCUCCCACAAUGCCUCGUGCCCUCUUUAGGAUGAAAAGCGCAUUCCGCUCCAGCGGCCGGCCAACGGGGCGGCGCGGCACCCACUGUAAAGUAGAUAUGUGCUGUAUAUCAUUUGGGCUCACGGCCACCUCCGCGCCAGACGUGCUCGCGACGGUUUGCUUGCUUCAGCUGUAAUUCAGGCUGGAAGAAGGCGUGUAAUCGCGUGUUUCUCCUGACAGGCAUACGACACUGACGCGGCUCGCCUCGCUCCGUGAUUGUGUGUAUGUUUAAAGACCCCCGCGUGAAGAGGGGGCGCUGUGGCCUGGCUCCGCCUCCCGCGCCGCCUCGCCCAAUCACCGCACUCGGCCCGCACAUCAAACGACCGCCGCCGCCAGAGCCUCGCCGACCGCCAGUCUAGAUGCGUUUCGAGUUUUGAGUUAAUGUUGGUGUUUACAUGAAGUUUAGCGCUGCAGUCUUCUUAACACAUUUUUUAAGUCGGUUGUUGAAAGUUAACCACAGUGUCCCGAGAGCGGCGCCGCGGCUUGCGUUGGUAUUGGUUUGUGGCGAUUGUGUCUGUGGGCCGCAUUCACACGGCCGCCCUCCCUCGCGACUCCUCCCGAGAGAAACGAGCUUCCGGAUUCCUGCUUCCCUGCGACGUGUUCCAAGUCUCUCCUGCGGAAGUUGACGGCGCCCUGGAGGAGGAGCAUGUCCCACAGCGCGGCAGGUGAGGGGCGGCAGGGGAGCCAACGACACCAACUCUCCGCCACUCGUGCCGCCGCUACUGCUGCCCCCUGCUGCUGGUCUUGUAUCUGCUGCUGACAGUGCCGCAUCUCUCCUGCUGUGCCUUUGUUCGAUGUUAAGUUAUCCGCGUGCCUUUCAGCUCCCGAGGCCUUUGCCGUUCUCUCCUCAGCGAGAGAAAAAUCGUCGUGCGGGGCAUCCACUGGAAGCAUCAGUCUCCGCGUAACGACGAGGAUGCAGGAAGAAUUUACCCUCAGGAAGUGCGAAGAUUAAUUAGUGGUAAUUACCGCGGGAGGCAGGUGUUGUGUCGGGGCGGUGAUGCCAGCCGCCCGCCCGCCAGCCAUCAAUCACGCGGCGCUGCACCAAACACCCGUAAUUCUGGAAAGCACACGUGAUGGGAAUGAAAAUAUCCCUGAGAUCCCGGUCCCGUUCCCUCGCCACUAGCAAGUCACCUAGGAAAGAAAAGUGACAAAGACUCUAUACUAACGUGUCACUGUGUCAUGAAACCACGGCUUCAUUAAGCGGCCCGAGUCUCGGCUUUACCCUAACCGCCCAAGCCACCGCAGCCCACGCCGCCGGCAACAAGUGAGUGCACCCGCGCCCUCUCAACACUCCCACGGGAGCAACGCGACUUCCUGUGUGACUUAGAACUCCAAAUUGACUCUCUCAACGUGUGGAAGCUUAAAUGGACAAUAUAAUCUAAGGAUUUACGGUGAACGUUUCCUGACCUUGUGGACGCAACAAAGAGUCCGGGAACAGUUUUUUACCGCCCAGAGAAAACUGAAGGUGGUGUCACAUCUCCCGCUCUGCCCAAGAUUACCACGUUGGCGGCGGCGCUGCUCAAACUGCUUGCUCAUCCAGUGGCCGCCCGGUGAUCUAAAGUGGCCUGGAGACCCCGACUGAAAAACACACUCGAGGAACAAAGACCACCGAGGCCCUGCCCUUCGAGCGCUGCCUGAAGAAGGUGUUGGCGGAGGUUCUCACGCCGCGGCACUGGCGGGCUCCUCCUCCAGCAUGGCGGUGUCGGCGGGGGCGCUCGGCCUCCCGCAGAUGAGGCCAAUCUUCUCGGGUUACCCCUUUCAAGGUCAGGGGCGCGUGAACCAGCUGGGCGGCGUGUUCAUCAACGGGCGGCCGCUGCCCAACCACAUCCGCCUCAAGAUCGUGGAGAUGGCCGCGGCGGGCGUGCGGCCCUGCGUCAUCUCCCGCCAGCUGCGAGUCUCCCACGGCUGCGUCUCCAAGAUCCUCAACCGCUACCAGGAGACAGGAUCCAUCCGGCCCGGCGUCAUCGGCGGCUCCAAGCCCAAGGUGACCACGCCGGACAUCGAGAAGCGGAUCGACGACUACAAGAAGGAGAACCCCGGCGUGUUCUCGUGGGAAAUCAGGGACAGACUGGUCAAGGAGGGUGUGGUGGACAAGGCGUCGGCGCCCUCCGUCAGCUCCAUCAGCAGGAUCCUGAGGGGCGGCAAGAGAGACGAUGACCCGCGCAAAGACCACAGCAUUGACGGCAUUCUGGAUGCUGAGCGGCUCGUGUCGAUCUCUCCUGCAGGGGGCGGCGGCUCCAUCUCCGACAGCGACACCGAGAGUGAGCCGGGUAUCCCCAUCAAGAGGAAGCAGCGGCGCGCGAGGACCACCUUCACCGCCGAGCAGCUGGAGGAGUUGGAGAGGGCCUUCGAGAGGACACAGUACCCCGACGUGUACACGAGGGAGGAGCUGGCGCAAAGGACCAAGUUGACGGAGGCACGAGUACAGGUGUGGUUCAGCAACAGGCGGGCUCGCUGGCGGAAGCAGAUGACCGGGCAGGGGAUGGGCGUGACGGCACUCAACGCCCUCGCCAUGAGCACCACCAGCUACCCCGGCAGCCUCCCACCCACGCUCCACCCGCCAGCCACUGCCCCCGCGCCCAUCACCUCAUCCACCACAACCGCCUCCACCACCAUGGGCGCCGCUGCACAGCACUACACCCACCAUGACCACCACGCCCACGCCGCAGCCGCAGCUGCCCACCAAGCCCACGGUGAAGCCAGCGCGUGGUCCAGGGCGGCACUCAUGAACCAGCAGGUGGCGGCGGCGGCGGCAGGCAGCGGCGGCGGCAGCGGGGUGACUGGCGGCAGCGGCGGCAUGGCGGAUGGCAGUCUGCAGGCCACCAACCUGCACCAGAGUGGCGCAGCGCAGACCAACCUGCAGACCCAAAUGAUGUCCAUGCUGUCCACCUCUAACAACGCCCCCUCCUCCAUCUUCCCCCCCGCCGCCCACACCUCCCUGCUGCAGACCGGAGGCUCAGGCGCGGGCGCGGGGCUUCUCGGGGGCCACGCUACCUCCGCCACAGACUACUCGGCCUCCAACAGCCUCACCACCUCUGCGGGGCACCACGGGGAGGCCUCCUGGGCGCCGCUGCACGCUAAGACUGGUGACGCCUGGGGAGCACAUCACCACGCCCACCACAUUCCUUAUGAUAACUAUAGCACCAUGAUGGGCGGCAGCGAGAUGCUGAUGAGCGGCCAGCACUUCCCCAUGGAGAGCAUGAAGACCUUCCACUACCCCACGCAGUACACGGCGGCGGCGGCGGCGGCCAACUUCAAUCAGCAGCUGCGGCACCACAAGGGGGCGCCGCUCCCCCUUUUCUAAAGACGAAAAACCUUUAGGAAGAAGAGGAAAAGAAGGGGACUCAUACAUAGAAUACGACGGAUAGAAAAUGUCCUUUAUAUUAUAUCAUGGAUAACGUUUGAAAAGUUUGGAUUUUUAUUCGACUUUAUCAGGAUUUAGAAAACUUUAUUUUAUUUUUUUUAUUUAUUUAUUUAUUUUUCUUUUUUUUUUUCUCUCAUCGUGAGCGUGAAGCGUUCACGGGCGACGCGUGGCCGCCGGGGACGCAACACGACGCUUGUCCCUCGACACAUCGCCGUGUAUUGUAUUCUGAUUUUUUUUUUCUAGUUCUUUUAGCCUCAUUAAUUCGCAUAUACCGUCCUCACAGCCUUAAUGAAUCUAUUCCAACAAUCAUUUUCAUGACGAGCAGCUUCGAAACACCUGAUGUCUGCAGCUUUAGAUUCCAUGAAUGAACCCUUCAUUCACAUCUUAAAGUUCGUGUUUUAUCCAGCUCUAAAUAUAGAGCUUGCCUACAGUUUGUAGUAUAGAACGUGCAGCGUGAGGCACGUCCUUGAAAAUAAAAGCCUUCGGAAACACUCACGCCACUUUCGCUGGCGCGUCAGGAGCGAGGGCCAGCCACCGCCGCGAGAGCUCAGGAACCCGCCAGAGGCACCGCGUCCGUCCAAGCGUCAGGCCUUACCCGCACCCUGCUGACGAGACCCAAGUGCCUCUUGUUGUAAUUAGAUGUUGGUGUGCAAUUCGUAACACUGGAAAGUGAAUCAGGAUGCCGAGUGUGUUCCUGGCUGCCGGUGAGGAUCCUCUUCCCGGUGCAGAUUGUCCGCGGCUGCGUCUGUCUUCCUGUGUGAAUGCUGCAGAUCUUCCAACCCUCCCAAGUGUCUUCGCAUAGCUAUAAGGUGACUAGUCGGCCGAGGCGAGACAGCGAGGUGGAGCAGACCCUGGUGUGUGCUGCCGCGACGCCUUUCAAUCCCUCACAAGACUACCGUCAAUACGCUGGCAUUCAGGACCACGUGAAUCUCGUGGGUGAGCUAAAAGCCUUUGAGUUCCAUCUGAGGCAGCAACUCCCCGCC